This is a messenger RNA of Oncorhynchus mykiss (rainbow trout), 1530 nucleotides long. The record is from RefSeq and is a predicted model, not a curated record. NCBI's taxonomy places the organism in Eukaryota, Metazoa, Chordata, Actinopteri, Salmoniformes, Salmonidae.
UAUAAGGUCAUGAACCACGCUUCAGCCACUAAACUCAUGGUAAAACAGGUCCAGGAAUGGGACCUUCCCUGCUUUAGAUCUGACUACUCCUCCCCCAGCAACCACUACAAAUCAGCCUUGUCCAGAAAGACAAGCGGCACCCCCAAUGUUAUUGGAGGACAAACUGGUACCAUCAGCCAGGUAGAGGAACAGAGACGUCACAAUAUAGAAGGAAAUAACAUCCAGGUGCUUUCCAAGCCAUCUGACACUGAGCCUACUCCCACUAAGAUGCCCCCUUCUUCCCUCCGCCUCCACCCUACAAUGUCAACUCCGCCCCUCCACUCAUUCCUCCACCACGGAUCCCCAUCAAUGUUCCUCCAACUGGUAAGCAUUUCUACUGUGAUGGAAACAGAUGUUGGCUCUAGUCUACACUGGAUGUUGUGCAUGGUAGAUGUUGGCAUGGUUGUUGUCUUUGAUGCCUUGAUGGCUUGAUCCUGACAUACUGAAUGUUUUGUGAAAACUCACACACACAGUUGGUGACCAAUAAUACUUUCAAGUUACUAUCGUGAGAAGAGGGAAAUUGGAAAUGUUUAAUGCCUAUGAGAAAUUACGUUGAUGCAAUAUUUAACAAUAUUGUGAUGAUUCUGGUCCAAUGCGGUAGGCAAUGUCAUGAUGUUGCCCUGUUGUAUGAGGUUUAUGACCCCCAUAAAAACCUUUCCCCCUUUUCUCUCCACUCUACAGAUUGGACUCUUGGAAAGCCCUUUGUUAACAUAGAGCGAGUAUGGUAAUAUCAAAAGGUUGGGGAAUGGUUCAAUAUUUCUGUAAUCCAACCAGUUGAAAGUGUCCGUUGGUACUUAAAGAAUAUGAUGUCAGAUCAGUUGGUGUCUGGGACAUUAUAUCUGAUGAUCGGAUGACGUACAUUGUAUCUUGAAAAGUCUACACAUUCUAAUUCACAUGGAAUUGUUGUGCAAUUGAAAUGUUUAAAUAUGAAACUAUUCAAUGUAAUUUUAGCUUCGAAAUGAGAGAAUUGUUUUCAUAAGUAAACUAUACUCACUCAGUGGCCACACCCAAGUGAACAGACAUUGGUUGGGAACUAUGAAACACGCCCUUCUCUCCCCCAAUUUCAACUACAACCUAACGAAAUUAACAUUUAGUUCCCAAUGAUGUGAGGACUGGUGUCCAUACGUUUAAAAGGGCCAAUUUCAAUGUGGAGGUGAUGAUCACCCCGCUGGAAGGAUUAAUUUCGACUAGACCAGCCAGAAUUCAGCGCGAGCUGAUUAUGGCAAAAUGGUCUGAACUUUGAACUCUUAUUCACUAAAUAAGAAGUAAUACAUCCUAGAAGUCGAGUUAUCAGCCACAGCUGUAAACGUACAUGGCCUAGGAAAGGACAGACAAUCUCCUAAUAAGAAAGACAGGGUACAACGUAUCCACCUUACAACACUACGAUCAGACAGAUUCUACAAUGGACAAGGGCGAUCUCUACUGGGCAAACCAGUCUUCCAUCUUCAACCCGUCUAUCGAAGCGCAGCUCAGUGUAAAUAUAUAUCUUGC